AUGGAUACCGCAUCCAAUAAUUAUGUCACACAACCGGAGAAGUUCAAAGUUGCACCAUUUCCUUUCUUCCUCUGUGAAUACUGCCAAAAAAUUUCAGAUACUUGCUAUUUUUGCUACAAUAGACCGUGCAAUUUUAUAAGGAAACUACAGCAGUUUCAGCUCUACAAUCAGCCAAACGGUUUUACUAUCGACAAUGUGGUCUACCACUGCGAUAACGACUAUAUAUAUGAGGAAAACGUUGAUAACAAAGACAGAAUAUAUGACCCUCAAAUCACUAGAUGCAAGAUUGAAGAUGAGUUCGUUAACGGCAAAAAGACGAAAAAGGAUCACCCCGGAUUCUGCAAAUACUGCACCAUGUAUGAUGAAAAUUGGGACUCCAAUUUUUACGAAAGGAAUAAUUCUAGGUACAGAGGCCACAUGAUAAACACUCAUGGUAUUCAUCCCAACGGAGCUAUCUGCAAAAUGCCUGACACUGGCUACUUUUGUUACAAGUGGGUACGAAAUCAUUGGUUUGAAACAAGUGGCUUUUUCUGCCCGUAUCCAAACUGCAAUGCAGCCUUCGCUAUAGGCGAAAAAGGCCACGGAUUUCACGAGUACCUACGACAUUGGAGCAAGGUUCAUGUCAAACUGGAACCUCAGAGCAUAAUGCUGCCAACCAUCUGA
Pichia membranifaciens NRRL Y-2026 is the source of this 663-nucleotide messenger RNA. RefSeq lists its product as hypothetical. The transcript has a single exon. Bases 1 to 663 code for a protein of 220 amino acids. NCBI's taxonomy places the organism in Eukaryota, Fungi, Ascomycota, Pichiomycetes, Pichiales, Pichiaceae. The record is from RefSeq and is a predicted model, not a curated record.